AUGGCUUCCGCACUCUUCUUUCUCGAUCUCAAGGGCAAGACCCUACUGGCCCGAAAUUAUAGGGGAGAUAUCCCCAUGUCGGCGGUUGAAAAGUUUCCCAUCCUGCUAAGCGAAGCCGAAGAGGAAUCAUCAGCUGUCCCACCAUGCUUCUCCCACGAGGGAAUCAACUAUCUCUACAUCCGCCACAACAACCUCUAUCUUCUCGCCCUGACAAAACGCAACACCAAUGCCGCCGAGAUCUUACUUUUUCUUCACAAGAUCGUCGAGGUCUUUACCGAAUACUUUAAAGCCUUGGAGGAGGAGUCGAUAAGAGAUAACUUUGUCAUCAUCUACGAGCUUCUCGAUGAGAUGAUGGACUUUGGUUACCCGCAAACCACCGAAUCCAAGAUCCUCCAAGAGUACAUUACACAAGAAUCACACAAACUCGAGAUUCAAGCCCGUCCGCCGAUCGCCGUCACCAACGCCGUCAGCUGGCGUUCCGAAGGAAUCAGGUACCGCAAGAACGAGGUGUUUUUGGAUGUGGUCGAGUCUCUCAACCUUUUGGUGUCUUCCAACGGCAACGUCCUCCGAUCGGAAAUCCUAGGCGCCAUCAAGAUGAAGUGCUACCUCUCGGGAAUGCCAGAGCUCCGUCUCGGACUGAACGACAAGGUCAUGUUUGAGACCACUGGACGGACGACGCGAGGCAAGGCCAUCGAGAUGGAGGACGUCAAGUUUCACCAAUGUGUUCGACUUUCCCGAUUCGAGAACGACCGCACCAUCAGCUUCAUCCCCCCCGACGGCGAAUUCGAGCUCAUGUCGUACCGCCUCAACACUCAGGUCAAGCCAUUGAUUUGGGUCGAGUGCGUGGUUGAGUCGCACAGUGGCUCGCGUAUUGAGUACAUGCUCAAAGCAAAGGCGCAGUUUAAGCGCCGUUCCACCGCCAACAAUGUCGAGAUUGUGGUUCCAGUGCCGGACGACGCCGAUACACCAAGGUUCAGGACUAAUAUCGGCAGUGUUCACUAUGCGCCCGAGCAAAGCGCCAUCGUAUGGAAGAUUAAGCAGUUUGGUGGUGGCAAGGAGUUCCUGAUGCGGGCGGAGCUGGGUCUUCCGAGCGUCAGGGGUGAUGAUGAACACGGUGGAGGUAUGACUGGUGGUUUUGGUGGUAGCAUGGGUGGUGUUGGCGGUCCUGGCAAGGGAGGAAAGAGGCCUAUCCAGGUCAAGUUUGAGAUUCCUUACUUUACGACGAGUGGAAUCCAGGUGAGGUAUUUGAAGAUUACAGAACCAAAGCUCCAAUACCCGUCACUUCCUUGGGUGAGAUAUAUCACACAAUCUGGUGACAUAGCCGUCAGGUUGCCGGAUGCGGUAUAA
Pyricularia oryzae 70-15 is the source of this 1347-nucleotide messenger RNA. Its product is annotated as AP-1 complex subunit mu-1. Gene Ontology annotation, biological process: intracellular protein transport; vesicle-mediated transport. Bases 1 to 1347 code for a protein of 448 amino acids. The record is from RefSeq and is a predicted model, not a curated record. Gene Ontology annotation, molecular function: clathrin-cargo adaptor activity. Gene Ontology annotation, cellular component: clathrin adaptor complex; clathrin-coated vesicle. Lineage: Eukaryota; Fungi; Ascomycota; Sordariomycetes; Magnaporthales; Pyriculariaceae. The transcript has 3 exons.